Molecule: messenger RNA, 1886 nt
Organism: Triticum dicoccoides
Lineage: Eukaryota; Viridiplantae; Streptophyta; Magnoliopsida; Poales; Poaceae
Exons: 2
Coding region: 187-579 (130 amino acids)
Source: RefSeq, a predicted model, not a curated record
ACCCGCAAAAAAUCAUACCUAUCGAUCCCCUAGACGACACAGAGCCGCCGUCCUCUCGUGCGAUCUCGCUGCCGCCACCCUCCGAUCCGAUCCUCCUCUCCCGAGGAUCCGGAUGAUGGGGCGGCAGAGAUGGCCACGGAUCUGUUACGGCGAUGACGGCGCCGGAUCCGCACCCGCAGCAUCCGGAUGGAGGACGGCGACGAACCCCAGCCUAGCCGUCAGCAUCGGGAUCCAACCCCUGCUCUCGGUGCUUGGGCAAGGCAUAUGGGGGUGCUUGCUGCCGCGGUGGACCUCGACGACGGCGACAUCUGCAGCAUCUCCCUCCCGUCGGGCUGCAGGCCGACGACGAACCCUAGCCUAGCCGUCAGCAUCGGGAUCCAACCCCUGCUCUCGGUGCUGGGGCAAGGCAUAUGGGGGUGCUUGCUGCCGCGGUGGACCUCGACGCCGGCAACAUCUGCAGCAUCUCCCUCCCGUCGGGCUGCAGGACCUGUACGCCCAAGAGAUUGGCCAAGAACAACCGCAAUCCGUCAUGGUCGUGUGGCAAGAUACAGAGGGAAGGGAAGUAGGAUUGGGAUGUGAGGUAGAGAUACAGCCAGCAAAAGGGCGAGGAACAGAGACGUAAGUGAGAUUCAAAGUUUAGGUCGUGGCCGUUUCUUUCCUCUGGUUAAUUAGCCUACCGAGUGUUCAUGUCCGUCUCAUAUUUUUGCAUCUAAUUGCACUACAAUUUUCGCAUCUAGAAAUGCCUUGUCAUUGUUGUGCCCUAUGUAUUAUUUUUGUUUGUCGUAAUCAUAUUUGUACAUUGUUCUAGAAAAGUGAUUAUGUACUUGUAGAGGAAAUCUGAAUGUGGCUGUGAAUUAUGUCCAAAUUGCAGAACAGGUGAGCCGAACAUUUAUUUAUUACUCAAAUCAAAAGCUGGGUUCUUGAUCGGAAGCUCCAUAACUAUCUGUGCUGUUGAAAUCGAUUUACUGAAUCUUUCCCAGGCCCAUACAUGAUCACUGAUAGAGUAGCAGAAAAGGCAAUGAUGUUAAUCAUACUGAAGAGCUUUCCUACUCAUGCUGUCUGAGCGUGUACUCCCAAUCCCAAUAUGCAGUUCACUUUCAAUGUGCGUUGCAUGAUAAAUAAUGCUACCUUUACUGGCUUCAUGCAGUUUCGGAGAGGAGAAUGGUUGGAGUUGUGCGGAGAACUCUGCUAACUAUGUUUGGUUCUUGGACCCCAUAGAUGGAACAAACAGCUUCAUUAACUGUUAUUGAAAUGUAACGGUGUGCAGGCCAAUUAAUUUCAGCUCAACCAACUAUGAUGGAUGUUGAUUUGUUAUUCAAAGGCAAGCCUAUUUUUGGCACGCUUAUUGUGCUACUUCACAAUGGAAAGCCGAUAUGCUAAUUUUCUCUUUCUGAAACCAGCUCUCCUUGUUUUUGUCCAUUUUUGUUCAGUACUACCUGAAGGUAACUCUACUGGAUAGCAGCCUAUCAUAUAUAAUUACAUGUACCCAGUGAUUUAGCAAAGAUUAUGUUGAUAAUGUCAAUAGCAAACUACCGCUACAUGAUAUUUGUUGCAAUCUGUACAUUAUUUUUUGUUUUAGUUUCAGCAUAUCAUUUAUAUACUAAAGCCUCUUCUGGACAUGUUGUCUAAGUGCGUCUAUAUUACUUGGCAUUGAAUAUUCUUCUCUUAUUUAGGUUAUGGGCAUUAUUGAUCAGCCAAAUCUUGAGAGAGAGAUGGGUUGGGGUGGACGGGAAGAAAACUACCUUAAAUGUACAAGAAGUACAUACAUAGCAAUGUUUUUAUUUAGGUUAUGAUCAUUAUUUUUCUUCUCAUUUUUCUAGCAAUUUCACUUUAGUUUUCUUCUUUGCUUUUAGGUAUUUGUGUGAUUGUUCAGGACUACAUACAAA